AAUCAGAAUGGAUUCUCAGAUCAAGCAUGCCGUGGUGGUGAAAGUGAUGGGUCGUACCGGAUCAAGGGGUCAGGUGACCCAAGUUCGAGUGAAGUUCACAGACUCUGAUCGUUUUAUUAUGCGCAAUGUUAAAGGACCAGUGAGAGAAGGAGAUAUCCUCACUUUGCUCGAGUCCGAGAGAGAAGCUAGGAGACUUCGUUGAUGUUUCUCUCUUUUUAUUCCUCUUGACUGGAUUGAGAUUAUGCUUUUCAAUGGAAUUUUGUUGUGUCUUUAAGACAAUUUGCUCUGUUUUGGUCUUUAAAGUCUCUUGUCUGAAACUCUAUAUCAUCAGAACUUGUAUCACACAUCAAGAAUUUGCCCUAUGUUCUAAAUCUGGUUCAACCUAAACCAAC
Molecule: messenger RNA, 392 nt
Organism: Eutrema salsugineum
Lineage: Eukaryota; Viridiplantae; Streptophyta; Magnoliopsida; Brassicales; Brassicaceae
Product: 40S ribosomal protein S28-2
Exons: 1
Coding region: 8-202 (64 amino acids)
Biological process (GO): ribosomal small subunit assembly; translation; maturation of SSU-rRNA
Cellular component (GO): ribosome; cytosolic small ribosomal subunit
Molecular function (GO): structural constituent of ribosome
Source: RefSeq, a predicted model, not a curated record